AUGACUAACCGGAAUCAUUACAAGUGCAGUGCGAAUUAUCCUGUGUUCCCAAACCGCCGACCUGCUAAACUCCAUGCACUGCAAAUUCCGCCACCAACCCAACUUGCCAAUCCGAUUUCCAUCCUAGCUGGCGCCGACCAAGUGACGAAUUCGGUGACUGUAGAAUUGCAAGAUGGAGGUAUUGCGAGAAGUGAGCUGAUCGAUGAUGAAGCGCUGGAACUGCUACUACUGGAAGCAGAAGAACUGCUACUACUGGAAGCAGAAGAACUACUACUGCUGGAUGCAGAAGAGCUGCUUGAGGAAGAAGAACUGCUGGAGGAAAUGGAAGCCGUUGCUGAAGCGAGUGCGGCCGAGGAUGAAAUUGAAGAUGACGCUGAUGAAGAAACACUGGACGACGAUGAGGAGGAAAGGCUAGAACUACUUGAGGAGGACGCGCUGCUGGACGAUGAACUGGAUGAAGAAGAACUGCUGGACGAUGUAACAACGCGUGCGAAUCCGCUCAAGGACGAAGAUGCCGAGGACGAAACCGACGACGAAACGCUGGAACUGCUUGACGACGAAAGACUUGAGCUUACGCUCGAGGAAACGCUACUCGACGCGGAGGAGCUGCUUGAUGAUGAAGAACUGCUAGAAGCCGAUCCUGACGACGAUGAAGAUCUGCUGGAGCUGCUUGAUGACGAAAGGCUCGAACUAGUUGAGGAGGAUACCGAGGACGAAAGGCUCGAACUUCGUGAUGACGACGAACUUGAACUGCUGGACGAGGAUAAACUUAAGCUGCUACUGACGGAUGCAGAUGUACUACUGCUUGAUGAUGAAGAAAGGCUGGAACUUCGUGAUGAUGAUGAACUGGAACUGCUCGAUGACGAUAGGCUGGAGCUACUUGAAGAGGACAGGCUGGAGCUGCUCGAUGAGGAAAGGCUGGAACUACUUGACGACGAUACGCUGGAGCUUGAUGAAGAUAUGUUGGAUGAGGUUGCGGUGACGGAGAAAGUUAUGUAG
This is a messenger RNA of Aureobasidium pullulans EXF-150, 999 nucleotides long. RefSeq lists its product as uncharacterized. The record is from RefSeq and is a predicted model, not a curated record. The transcript is spliced from 2 exons. The coding region runs from base 1 to 999 and encodes 332 amino acids. NCBI's taxonomy places the organism in Eukaryota, Fungi, Ascomycota, Dothideomycetes, Dothideales, Saccotheciaceae.